CCUCCCGGCUCAUUCCAUUGCCAACUCUCAUAGGAAAACAUUCUCAUAUUUUACUUAGGUUUCAACAAAGAAAUAAAAAAAGAGUUAAAAACUACUACUUUCUUUGAUUUUUAGGGCUUAUAACAAAAACUUUUUUCGUAAAGAUCAUGAAGCUCAUCUUGGUGACUUUCCUGCUUGUUUCUCUUGUUCUCAGCUCCUCUUUCUUUGAGGUGUCAAUGGCCGGUUCAGGUUUCUGCGACUCAAAGUGUAAGGUGAGGUGCUCAAAGGCAGGGGCAAAAGACAGGUGCUUGAAGUACUGCGGGAUUUGCUGCAAGAAAUGCAAGUGUGUUCCAUCUGGGACAUAUGGGAACAAGCAGGAGUGUCCCUGCUACAGGGACAUGAAGAACUCUAAGGGUAAGCCCAAGUGCCCUUAGAUUGUUUCCUAGCUACUUGCAUUCCUGUUCCUUUUCCCCAUAACAAUGUAGUAAAAACUGUGCAAGCCUACGUUUGCUCGUGGGACUAAACAUUUGAGAGUCAUGGAAGAGGAACCAUUAAAGGUUUCUAUUAAGCUAUAAAUAAGGUUUAUGUAAGUCAAAUUUACCUGUUAAAUAAGUAUUUUUAAGUCUUAGAUAUUGCACUAUCAAAGGAAUAAUAACUGGUGUCCUUCUGCUGGUUUA
Theobroma cacao (cacao) is the source of this 656-nucleotide messenger RNA. Its product is annotated as peamaclein-like. The record is from RefSeq and is a predicted model, not a curated record. NCBI's taxonomy places the organism in Eukaryota, Viridiplantae, Streptophyta, Magnoliopsida, Malvales, Malvaceae.